AUGGCCGCGUUUGAGAUACUGGACACCUGCUACAACUUCACUGGGUAUAGCAGAAUUAGAGUGCCUGCGGUGGCUCUGCAGUUCAGUGCUGGUGUCACGUUUAACGUCGAUGCCUCGGGGAUCCUCCUUUUCGCGAGCCCCUCGCAGGGUUGCCUCGCAUUCGCCAGCGUCGAUGAGGAUGGGCUUUCCAUGGUUGGGAACAUGCAGCAGAGGACGUUCGACGUGGUUUAUGACGUUGCCAGGGAAAUGAUUGGAUGCCUGCUUGGUAGAGAUCCUUCUGGCGUUUCUGCACAAACUCUUGCAGCAUCCUCUGGUAAUAAGCUGACGGUCGUUCACCGGCACGGCCCCUGCUCGCCCAUCAUCAACACCAGGCAAAAGCUGAACCACAGGCAGAUCCUCCACCGUGACCAAGCCCGGGUCAUUUCCCUCCACAACCGGAUAACCGCUGCUUCCAGGAAGGAUAAAUCGACCGGCGUCACGGUGCCCAACCGUGUCGGCCUCUCGUUCAGCACCUCAGACUACAUCGUGACGGUGGGCUUCGGCACUCCCAAAAAGAGUUUCUCGGUGAUCUUCGACACCGGCAGCGACAUCUCGUGGAUCCAAUGCAGGCCAUGCGCUGGCGGGUGCUACUCCCAGAAUGAGACGCUCUUCGACCCAUCCCAAUCGUCUACCUGUGCCAAUAUAUCAUGCAGCUCAGCCGUCUGCCUCUCAUUCGGCUCAGAUUGCGAUGCAUCAUCGACUUGCAUCUACGCUGUCCAAUACAGUGACGGUUCCUCCACUGCUGGCUUCCUUGCGCAGGAGACCCUCACCUUGACGUCCUCCAUCGUGCUGAAAAACUUUGAAUUCGGGUGCGGGGAGAAGAACAAAAGGCCCCUUCGGUAG
Molecule: messenger RNA, 882 nt
Organism: Phoenix dactylifera (date palm)
Lineage: Eukaryota; Viridiplantae; Streptophyta; Magnoliopsida; Arecales; Arecaceae
Source: RefSeq, a predicted model, not a curated record